Messenger RNA from Zea mays, 2556 nucleotides. RefSeq lists its product as uncharacterized. Gene Ontology annotation, cellular component: membrane. Gene Ontology annotation, biological process: zinc ion transmembrane transport. NCBI's taxonomy places the organism in Eukaryota, Viridiplantae, Streptophyta, Magnoliopsida, Poales, Poaceae. The coding region runs from base 599 to 2320 and encodes 573 amino acids. The record is from RefSeq and is a predicted model, not a curated record. The transcript has 6 exons. Gene Ontology annotation, molecular function: zinc ion transmembrane transporter activity.
CGGUCAAUACCGGAUUUUCCGAUGCCGUUUCCAUCCCAAGGUGUACGGCAGAUUCCCCGCGCACCGCGCACGCCACGGCCGAACCCGACUGGCGACGCGUCGCCCGUUGUUCGGUGGAGUGAGCCGGGGCCCGUGCUUGCCGUCCCGUGAGGCCCCUGCCCCUGCCCGUGACCGCCCCGCACCCCCCACAGCCGGGGGUCGCCGGUUUCCGCGACUCCAAAUCCGCGUGCGCCGCCCGCCCUCUAAAUCUGCCUCGCCGGCAGCCGGGCGGGGGCCACCACGUCACACCCAGCCUCUCCUCUCCGCCCGCGGCCCGCCCGCUUCUUCUUCCUCGCCAUCCCUUCUUCUAGCGCGGAGGCGCAGAUCCAUCGGGCUUCGGGGGCUCGGUUCCAUCCCUCUGCCAGCUGGGAUUGGAUUGGAGCAUCUUCCCAGCACCACCCACGCGGAAGCCAUGACCAUUCAGUUGCUCCGCUGACGACUCCUCUGACGACAGCACGGCUGCGCUGACCUGCAGGCCUCUCGCCCACGCUGCCCUGACAGGGUAAAGUCAGGGGGUGGCGUGUGUGGGUGGGGGGGGGGGACAAUCAGGUGAAUAAUCAUGGACAGAAGAGCUGGGGCGAUCCUAGUGUUCCUGCUCGUCGUCCUGGUCUGGGAUGUGGCGGCGGUCGCCGAGACCGAGCCUGGCAGCGUGCGGCUAGUACAGGAGGCGCCACAUAGGAAGGUGGUGGAGGAUGGGGCCAAGGCGGGGAGGGUGCCGGUGUCGACCGUCGCGUGGUCCACGCUUGCCAUGGCCGCGGCGACGGGGUUGGGAGCGGUGCCCUUCUUUUUCAUGGAGCUCGAAGCGCAGUGGGCUGGCCUUUGCAAUGGGCUGGCGGCCGGGGUGAUGCUGGCCGCCAGCUUUGACCUUGUGCAGGAAGGGCAGGUGUAUGGCAGUGGGAGCUGGGUUGUGUUCGGAAUUCUGAGUGGAGGUAUAUUUAUUUGGCUUUGUAAGAAGUUUCUUGAGCAAUAUGGAGAAGUAAGCAUGUUAGAUAUAAAAGGGGCAGAUGCAAGUAAAGUUAUUCUUGUUGUUGGAAUAAUGACUCUUCAUUCUUUUGGAGAAGGCUCUGGUGUGGGUGUUUCCUUUGCUGGCUCAAAAGGGUUCUCUCAGGGUCUUCUAGUUACUAUAGCUAUAGCAGUGCACAACAUACCAGAAGGCUUAGCAGUAAGCAUGGUUCUCGCGUCUAGAGGGGUGUCCCCCCAAAAGGCAAUGAUGUGGAGUAUCAUUACAUCUUUACCACAGCCAAUUGUUGCUGUUCCUGCAUUCCUCUGUGCCGAUGCAUUCCAGAAGGUGCUUCCCUUUUGUACUGGUUUCGCAGCAGGGUGCAUGAUAUGGAUUGUUAUAGCGGAGGUUCUUCCUGACGCUUUUAAGGAAGCAACUCCAUCUCAAGUAGCUUCUGCUGGAACACUCGCUGUUGCUUUCAUGGAAACAUUAAGUACGGUGCUUCUGGGAUUUACAGAUGGCAACAAUGUGGAAGACGCAUCAGGCUUCUUAGUAUCACUUGUGUUUGGACUCGGUCCACUUAUCGGUGGAAUUAUACUCGUCACAUUCUCUCUUGGGUUCAGCAUGCCGCACCCUCUUCUCACCGGUGUCGCAUCCGGCAUAGCUUUCCGUCUCGCGGCAUGGAGACCUGUGCAGCUCCUAAUGACCUCAAAAAUGGGUCUCUUCACCACCCUCUUCCUCCUCAUCGGAGGUUCCCUGGCCUACCACGCCGCCACAUCAAGCAUCCUCCGGUUGUUCAAUCGCAAAAGGUCUUCCGUGAACGUGAUCGCGUCAUCCUCCGGCCUCUCUCUCAGUGCCCUCACAGUGCAGUCCCUUCUUGCCUGUGGCGCCGUAUUCCUUCACGCAUAUGCUGAAGGGCUUGCGCUCGGUGUCGCGGCUCGCAAGGCCUAUGGCCUCGGCCGCUACAUGGUUCUCCCAGCCUCCCUCCACGGUCUUCCACGUGGCGCUGCCGCGGCGAGCUGCGUGUAUGGUGCCACAGAUAGCUGGCGUGGAGCCCUUGCCGCUGCCGCUUUGACAGGGCUCGCAGCGCCGAGCGCCGCCAUCAGUGCAAUCCUUGCGAAGAUCGACUAUGAUGGGCUUGACUACUGGAUGGUCAUAGCGUGCGGGGCUCUGAUCCCCAGCUUUGGCCGCGUCUUCAGGCGCUCACUGCGGUUGGACGUGCGGAAGAGCGUCGUUGGCCUGCUGGUAGGUGUUGCCUUCGCCUCCGUGUGCUUGAUGUCGACUAGAUUCAUCUGUCUGCACACUCCUUACUGUAACUCGGCUCCAGAAGCCGUCACAUAACUUUGUUGCUGCCCCGUGCUGUUGUAAAACACAUGUAAUACUAGUGUAAUGGCGAUACAAAAGGAGGAUGUGGAAGGGUUACGUUGCGUCGAAGAGAUCUCUUACGGCGAUACAACAAAGGGAAAUGGAUGUUGAACAGAAUUUGCCUUUUUCUUGCUGUCACUUGUGUAAAAUUAUUCCCAAACAUUGCCUGAACGAUAGCCCAUUCAGCCGUUAACCUCAGUCCCAUUUGAUCA